CACAUUUUUUCGAAACCCAUGCAUCUUGGUACCCGAUACUGAGACUCAAAGCUCUGUAAAUGGUGUUGCUCAAGGAUAUAUAAGCGAGAGGGUUAAGGACUCCUGGCAUUCACUCAAGUCCGCCUUGGUUUUCACUCGCCUCAACGCAGUGCAAAAGAAUAAAAAAUGGCCUUCGCUGGUGUCCUCAACGAUGCUGAAGUCAAAGCCGCCCUUGAUGGCUGCGCAGCUGCUGACUCCUUCGACUACAAGAAGUUCUUCAAGGCAUGCGGCCUGGCGGGCAAGUCCGCUGAUGAGGUCAAGAAGGCUUUCGCCAUCAUUGACCAGGACAACAGUGGCUUCAUUGAGGAGGAGGAACUGAAGCUGUUCCUGCAGAACUUCUCUGCUGGUGCCAGAGCACUCACCGACAAGGAGACCAAGGCUUUCCUGAGCGCCGGUGACAGCGAUGGUGAUGGCAAGAUCGGAGUUGAUGAGUUUGCCGCCCUUGUAAAGGCAUAAAUUUCCAUUGACCAAGAACUACUUCUUUUCAUGGAACUGCGAACUCCUUGCAAGACUCAGUAUCAUCAGCUGAAAGAAUAUUUUUUAUACCUUAUUUAUGAGUUGCCUGCGG
Messenger RNA from Boleophthalmus pectinirostris (great blue-spotted mudskipper), 607 nucleotides. Its product is annotated as parvalbumin beta. Gene Ontology annotation, cellular component: nucleus; cytoplasm. The coding region runs from base 166 to 495 and encodes 109 amino acids. The record is from RefSeq and is a predicted model, not a curated record. The transcript has 5 exons. Gene Ontology annotation, molecular function: calcium ion binding. Lineage: Eukaryota; Metazoa; Chordata; Actinopteri; Gobiiformes; Gobiidae.